AUGGAGGGUAGAGGGAAGCGGGUACAGGAUGAGGGUAGUGGAUGGAGGGUAGAGGAAAGGGUGUUCAGGAUACAGGGUAGAAGAUGGAGGGUAGAGAGAAGGAGAAUAGAGGGUAGAGGAUACAGGAUACCGGAUACAGGGCAGAGGAUGGAGAGUAGAGCGAAGGGCAUACAUGAUACAGGAUAUAGGGCAGAGGAUGGAGGAUGGAGAGUAGGGGGUGCAGAGUACAGGAUACAGGGCAGAGGAUGGAAGGUAGGGGGAAGGGGUUACCGGAUACAGGGUAGAGGAUGGAGGGCCGAGGGAAAUGAGUACAGGGUACCGGAUACAAGUGUUAUAUUGGAGUGUGUCUCUACACAUUCCAUUCCAAAGGAUAACAAACUUCUCUUAUUUUUGAUGGAUGGAUUCCGAUGGGAUUAUUUUGACCGACAGGAAAUCGAUCUUCCCGGUUUCCGACGCAUGAUGAGGGAAGGAGCCAGGGCGGAAUAUUUGAUUCCAGAUUUUCCAUCAUUGUCCUAUCCAAACUACUACUCCAUAAUGACAGGAUUACACUGUGAGGAUCACGGAAUGGUCGGAAAUUACAUGUUUGACACGAAACACAACGAAUCAUUCCUUAUAGGUGUUAACAAAGCACAGUACAACUCUUACUGGUGGGACGACGGGGAGCCGUUAUGGGUUACAGCUGAAAAACAGGGGAAACGAUCCUAUUUCUACUCCUGGCCAGGAUGUGAGGUGACCAUCAGGGGCGUUGAUCCUACCUACUGUAAAAAGUACCCAACGUUUACCUACCCGAAACUGGAAGACAUGCAGGAAGCCAUAAAAGAGGGCCUCCAGUUGUUCUCUAACGAUUCAGCGGACGUCGUCGGUAUCUACGUGGAGCUGCCCGAUAAAUAUGGUCACAAGUAUGGACCUUCCUCCACACAGCUCAACCAGAAAUUGAUGGAAAUUGACAAUGAAAUGGGCAAGCUAUUAGACGAGCUCGAGUCACAUGACCUCCGUGAUAAAGUCAAUAUCAUGAUUUUUUCUGAUCACGGAAUGACGGAAGUGAACGAGACCAGAGUUAUCAACAUUACUGAUUACGUAGAAGUAGAGGACAUCCGAGUAGUAUUAGACGCAGGGGCGAAUGUCUACAUAUGGCCUAAUGAAGGCAAACUAAAUAAGGUUUAUGCUGAUUUGGUCGCUAUGGACAACCCACACUUGACCGUUCUAAAGAAGGCGGACAUCCCGGAUCGAUGGUUUUAUCGUAAUCAUUACAGAACAUCUCCCAUCCUACUGGUAGCCAAGAAUGGCUGGUAUAUUACCACACCGUUGUUGCCAAGAUUUCACACCUAUUACGGUUCAGGGCCUAUGCAGGGGACACACGGGUUUGAUAAUAAUGAGAUCGAUAUGAGAGGUAUUUUCCUCGCUAGUGGACCAGAUAUAAGCCGAAACGUGGUGGUUAAAGGAUUCGCAAACAUUCACAUCUACCAAAUGAUGUGUGACGUUCUGGGGAUCGAACCAAACGAAAACGAUGGUCAGUGGAAAGAUGUGGCCGGAGUUCUGACCCACACAUACGACGAUGUUUCAUCGGCCAUCUUAAAUGUAACAAACCUCGCUCUCCUUAUCCUUACAACACUGAUAAGUCUAGUCCGGGAAUCUCUUUGA
Messenger RNA from Ylistrum balloti, 1641 nucleotides. Its product is annotated as glycerophosphocholine cholinephosphodiesterase ENPP6-like. The record is from RefSeq and is a predicted model, not a curated record. Lineage: Eukaryota; Metazoa; Mollusca; Bivalvia; Pectinida; Pectinidae. Bases 1 to 1641 code for a protein of 546 amino acids. The transcript is spliced from 8 exons.